Molecule: messenger RNA, 1032 nt
Organism: Ustilaginoidea virens
Lineage: Eukaryota; Fungi; Ascomycota; Sordariomycetes; Hypocreales; Clavicipitaceae
Exons: 2
Coding region: 1-1032 (343 amino acids)
Source: RefSeq, a predicted model, not a curated record
AUGCCUAAAGAUUACCGCGGCACAAGUGGAGGUCACCAUCAGCACCACUAUACCCACCAACUGUCGAGUGCCAUGGCUGCCUCCCCUCUGUACGCCCAGCAGCAAGCGCAGCGCGUCCAGGUGCCCGCCAGCUAUUACGCCAUCCCCCCCGGGCCCGACUCGGCGCCAUUGCAGGCCCCGGCGGCGCAGCAAGCUUCAUACGCGGGCUACGCCGCCGAGGCGUCGGCCGUCCUGCCGCCGUCCCAGCACCGCCCAUCCUCUGGCGCCUGGACCGUCCAAGACGACAACCAACUCGUCACCGCGCGGAUGCAAGGCCUCAACUGGGGCCAGAUCAAGGACGCCCACUUUCCUUCCAAAAGCGCGAAUGCCUGUCGCAAGCGCCACGAGCGCCUGAUGGAACGCAAGGGGGCAGACGACUGGGACAUCAGGAAGCUGCAACAGCUGGCCAGGGAAUACAUGGCGAUGCGAAAGGAGAUUUGGAGUGGGCUUGCCGCCCGUACCGGCGAGAGGUGGAAUGUCGUCGAGGCAAAGUGCAUGUCCAACGGCUUAAAGAAUCUACAAAGCGCCGCUCGCGCAGCUUCGCGCCGAGAUCGCCUCGAGACAGGCUCUCACAUCACAGGGUAUGACGACGAUAGCGGCAUUUCCGGCAUCGGCCUGACUCCUGUUGAUGAACUAGACGCAUCCUACAGCAGUCCUGAGACGGGCUCCUCGGCCGGCGCAGCGCUUUCCUUGUCGUCGAGUUCGGCCACCACUGGCGUCGACUACUACUUGCAGGCGGCGCGCGGCGGCGCGGCAGCAGCCCGUGCGCACCCGCCUUCUUCCGGCACCGGCGUCCACCCAGCAUCCUACGCUCUUGGCGCAUACGGCGGCAGCCAUCACUGGUACUCGUCAAGCGUAAGGUCAUCGGCGAGCUUGCGACACCGAUACGUUUCGCGGGGCAGCAGCCCCUACAACAUCGAUAUGCACAGGUUACCAAGCGGAGAAUCGGGCGUGGACCCCUUGAUCGUUCGACCUAGCGGUGGAAGAGCAUGA